GCCAGCUUUAGGGUCACAGCUGCGGGACCCGCGAGGAGCCCUGGAGAGCACGGAGCAAGGAUUGCGCAAGGCACAGCGCGGCCGAGGUGGAAGCUGCUAUUGAGCCCUGAACGGAGGCAACCCGAUCCGGUCCAGUGCAAGCAUGUCCUUUAUCCCCGUGGCCGAGAACUCGGACUUCCCCAUUCAGAACCUGCCCUACGGAGUCUUCUCCACCCCCGAGAACCCAAGACAAAGAAUUGGUGUGGCAAUUGGAGACCAGAUAUUGGAUCUCAGUGUGAUUAAGCACCUCUUCACUGGACCUGUCCUUUCCAGUCACCAGGAUGUCUUUGAGCAGCCAACUCUUAAUAGAUUCAUGGGCUUGGGUUAUGCUGCUUGGAAGGAAGCAAGAAUGUACCUGCAGAACCUGCUUUCAUCUGCGAAAGCAACUUUGAGAGAUGAUGCUACUCUACGGAAACGUGCAUUCACACCCCAGGCCUCUGCCACAAUGCACUUGCCAGCCACCAUUGGAGACUACACCGACUUUUAUUCUUCUCGACAACAUGCUACCAAUUGUGGAAUCAUGUUCAGAGGGAAAGAAAAUGCUUUGAUGCCUAACUGGCUGCACUUGCCGGUGGCUUAUCACGGCCGAGCUUCCUCUGUUGUGGUAUCAGGAACACCAAUCCGAAGACCUGUGGGACAGUUGCGCCCUGAUGAAACCAAACCUCCGGUACAUGGUGCUUCCAAACUUUUGGACUUUGAAUUGGAAAUGGCAUUCUUUGUAGGCCCUGGAAACAAACUUGGAGAGCCAAUUCCCAUUAACAAAGCCCAUGAGCAUAUUUUUGGAAUGGUCCUCAUGAACGACUGGAGCGCUCGGGAUAUCCAGAAGUGGGAAUACAUUCCUCUAGGGCCAUUCCUGGGGAAGAGCUUUGGCACAACCAUCUCUCCAUGGGUGGUGCCCAUGGAAGCACUCAUGCCCUUCACAUUGCCAAAUCCAGUUCAGGAUCCUAAGCCUCUGCCUUACCUCUGUCAUGAAGAGCCCUAUACCUUUGACAUCAACCUCUUUGUUGCCUUGAAAGGGGAAGGAAUGAACCAACCAGCUACAAUAUGCAGAUCUAAUUUUAAGCACAUGUACUGGACAAUGAAGCAGCAGCUUGCUCACCACACUGUCAAUGGCUGCAACCUCCAACCUGGGGAUCUCUUGGCAUCUGGGACCAUCAGUGGGCCUAAUCCUGAAAACUUUGGGUCCAUGUUGGAAUUAUCAUGGCAGGGAACUAAAGUCAUUGAUCUUGGGAAUGGACAGACCCGAAAAUUUCUGCACGAUGGAGAUGAAGUCAUCAUAACAGGAUACUGCCUCGGUAAUGGUUACAGGGUUGGAUUUGGCCAGUGCACUGGAAAGGUACUCCCAGCAUCUCUGGUGUUAUAAAAGUUUCACAUCUGACCUAAAGAUGAAAUAAAAAGAAUUCCAGUCUAUCUUCCAA
Molecule: messenger RNA, 1457 nt
Organism: Trichosurus vulpecula (common brushtail)
Lineage: Eukaryota; Metazoa; Chordata; Mammalia; Diprotodontia; Phalangeridae
Gene: FAH
Product: fumarylacetoacetate hydrolase
Exons: 14
Coding region: 143-1402 (419 amino acids)
Biological process (GO): L-phenylalanine catabolic process; L-tyrosine catabolic process; homogentisate catabolic process
Molecular function (GO): fumarylacetoacetase activity
Source: RefSeq, a predicted model, not a curated record